Messenger RNA from Lathyrus oleraceus (garden pea), 2320 nucleotides. RefSeq lists its product as uncharacterized. Bases 1472 to 2239 code for a protein of 255 amino acids. Lineage: Eukaryota; Viridiplantae; Streptophyta; Magnoliopsida; Fabales; Fabaceae. The record is from RefSeq and is a predicted model, not a curated record. The transcript has 3 exons.
AUCACCACGUGGUUUGUUUCCAAAUUUCAGGAAAGAAAGGGGAGACCUCUCACGCAUCGCCAACUAUUGGUUUUUGUUUUGUCUUUUUCAAAUUGUUUCUUGGUUGUACAAUUAAUAGAGGUGCGUGGAGGGGCACAUAAAAAAGACGGUUUAGAUUGAAUAGCAUCAUCACCUAUCUCUUAUUCUCAAAAACAAAAAGACUCCCUCUGCUAUCUUCCUCUCUCGCCCAACUUUGUCACCUUAACCUCCCCACAUAUUCUCAACAUAAACUAAUAUAUCCUUUCUUCUCCCUCCGUCGUGCCUUUACCAGUUACGACACCACCAACCGAACCUCACAUCUUCCACGUAUCAUCUCAGCAACACCUCACCGCCUCAAUUUUUUUUCUGUUAAUCAUCACUAUUUCAUCACCAAAGUUUUAUUCCACCUUAAACUCUUCAAGACUCACCUUGAAACCCUUUCCAAAUAAAUCUCUAGCAAUCCCUCACAGUCGUACCACCUUACUUCGACAAACAACCAAGCCUCCAAAAAACUAUCCGUUCAGCCACCCUAAACCCACCAUAAUCUCAACCCACCACCGGGAAAAAAAAUACCUUUAAAACCACCAUAACAAGCUGCUACAAACUAACUUCAAAACCACCCACAAACUAAACCUCUUAGUUAGCUCCAUUUCCGAACACCACCCCGAAACCUCCGUCUUCCAACGCUGGCAGAACUAUUGCGAUCAACACCUCCACCAUAACUCAGCCUUGCUCAACUCAACUCUAUACCACAACCGAGCAACAACCGCCACAAAACUGCUCUUUUUUCGCUAUGUUUUGUGAAGAAAAGCUUCCAACAUGUUUUGAUGAAUACAAGUUCAACAAUGACAUUAUCAAAGAACGAGAAAGAAAAGAUGUUGACGACUUGAUCUCAUGUGCAAGAUUUGCUUAAUCAAAUUUAAAGGUUAUAGGUAACAUGUCCCUAGAGAUCUAGAAUGGCUUCCACAAGUGCAAAUCCUGUUUUCAAAGAUGGUGGUAGUAUCAAUAAACCUCCACUAUUUUAUGGUGAAUAUUUUUACUUUUGGAAAAUUCGCAUGAAUGCUCAUUUGGAAGCACAAGGAAUAGAAAUAUUGGAUGAUGUGGAGAAUGAUCCGUUUUUUCCUACAAGUGUUGUCAACGGGGUUAGGACACCAAAGAUUAAGAGUUCAUGGAUGAAGAUGAUAAGAAAAAAGUCAUUUACAAUAAGAAAGCAAUCAACAUAUUUCAAAAUGAACUUAGCAUUGAUGGAUUCUUUCGUAUCUCUCAAUGUACAACGACAAAGCAAAUAUGGGAUACAUUGGUAGAAACCCAUGAAGGAACUGCUGAAGUGAAGAGAUCUAGAUUGAAUACUGUAAGUCAAGAGUACGAGAUAUUCAGCAUGCUGCCCGAAUAAUCUAUCGCCGCGUUGCAAAAGAGGUUUGUACACUUGACAAAUCACUAGAUUACUCUCGGUAUGGUUUUUACGGACAAUGAUUUUAAUCUUAAAGUGCUUAGGUCUUUAACCAGGGAAUGGAAACCAAAGGUGACGAGAAUACCAGAAAACAAAAUUCUUUUUACCAUGACGUUAAUAUCCUUGUUUGGGAAACUUCAAGAGCAUGAACUUGAACUUGGAAGACUUGAAAAGCAUGAGAAUCAAGAGAAGAAAUCCAAAGGCAUUACUUUGAAAGAUGACACAAAAGAAGAGCAAGAAAAUGAUGCUUCGGAAGAAGAUGAAAAUUUCAUGCUCCUUGUAAAAAGACUUGAUAAGUUAUUUGUUUGUAAUGAAAAAUCCUUGAAUUAUGCAAAAAGAACAAAAUUUUUCAGAAAAAAUGAUUCUUCCACUUCAACACCAAAUAUCACUUGCUAUGAAUAUGGAAAGCAAAGACACAUAAAGAUGAAUUAUCCAAAACUCACUAAGAAAAACGACUUCAAAAGUAGAAAAGAGUCAAAACUAAAAAGAGCAUACAUUGCAUGGGAAGAUAAUGAAAUAAGUUCAUCAUCUGACUCAAAAACUGAAGAAUAUGAAAAUCUUGCUUUGAUGGAAUCACACUAUUCCGAUGAUGAAGAUGAAGAGGUUAGUAAUGAUUAUUCCAUUUAUGAUAAUGAUGCACAAGGUUCUAUAGAUGAAUUUCUCAAUGAAUGCAAAAUUUUGUAUAACACGGUGUCAAAACAGAAGAAACAAAUUUUAUCUCUUGAAGAAAAGAUUGACACCAUCGAAAGUUAUUUUGAAGUUGAAAAAUAAAACUUUGUUAAAGAACAAAACAUAAUUUUGUAUGCAAAUAGUGUGAGUCACUUUAUUUCCAAAUUAUCCAAUUGAAAAAAG